Molecule: messenger RNA, 2317 nt
Organism: Owenia fusiformis
Lineage: Eukaryota; Metazoa; Annelida; Polychaeta; Sabellida; Oweniidae
Source: the annotation of a GenBank genome assembly
AUCGCUGAUUGGUCGAUUCAUAAUUUCCAUUUUUAGGUCAAAACAUUUCGGGAGAAUUCACUCGUAUUAUCAUUAUUUAUCCUCAAUCCACCGUAACAAUCAGCCCGUCGUCUCGCAGAGGAAUAGAACAAUGUCUACUAGCAAUGUUGAGAAUCUCUCCCCACAAAUGAUCCGUCAGGUUGCCAAAGAAUUGACAGAGUUGCAGAGUGAUCCCCCUGAGGGUAUCAAGGUCUACCCAAAUGAAGAAGACAUUACAGAUAUCCAGGCCACAAUAGAAGGACCAGCUGGUACUCCAUAUGCUGGUGGGAUGUUUAAAAUGAAACUAGUCCUCAGUAAGAAUUUCCCACAUGAAGCGCCAAAGGGAUUCUUCCUCACACAAAUAUUCCACCCAAAUGUGGCCAAAAAUGGUGAAAUCUGUGUCAAUACUUUGAAAAAAGACUGGAAAGCAUCACUUGGUAUCAAACAUGUUCUAUUGACCAUUAAAUGUCUGCUGAUUGUACCAAAUCCAGAGUCUGCAUUGAAUGAGGAAGCAGGAAAGCUACUACUAGAACAGUACGAUGAUUAUUCCACACGAGCACGCAUCUUCACAGACAUACAUGCUAAACCUGCAAGGGAUUCAAAAACUACUGAAACUAAAACAAGUGGGAAAAGUUCUGAUGGGCCCAUGGCUAAAAAACAUGCAGGAGAACGAACAUUACUUGAUAAAAAGAAGAAAGACAAAAGAAAAACUUUGAAAAGAUUAUGAUCUAAAGUCUAACAAAAACAAACGCAAUAUGUACAAAAAAUAUUUAUCAGAAUGUACAAAGCUGUUUUAUAGAAAAGAUAUAUAAAAGCUACAAAAAGUGUAUGUAGAUAAAAUAAUAUAUACAAUUUACUAGUAAUUUAUACGCUAGAUAGCAAUUGUAAAGUUUGCCUCUAAAUCACACUGUAUCUGUGUAGUGAUUUGGAACUACUUUCAUCUUUGUUUUCUAAUCUUUGUCAAAAGGACAAAUUAUUUGAAUGUGAUUUGAAAGGGGCUUGCUUCAAACCGUCUUUGUAUGUUUGCUUAUCUCACUAUAUAAAGCUUUCCAAAUUUUUUAUGACAUCUCCAAAUAACUUACUGAAUAUGUAAAGAAAUGAUAAAUUUUCUAAUCAUUAUCAAAACUGCCUUUUCCCUAUUGCCAUAUUUUGAUGAUAAACAUUAUUCAUUGAAAUGAUGAGACCCAUUGUUGCCAAGGCAACAGGGUGAAAAUAAAUGUAUGCUUGUGUUUUGUUGACCAUUGAGGCUGUGGGGGUGGGAUCUGGGAUAAGGUUAGGGUAAGGUAAGGGUGUUGUCUGGUUAUUGGGUGAAUGUUGACUCGUAAAUGUGAUGAAUUGAAUGUUCUGAAAUGAAUGUUUUCUUUAUUUAAAUAUUUUCUUGUCUACUCUCAGCUGUUACCCUUAAUUUUCACUGUCUGAUUUGUUACUAUCACAUAUUACAUUGAUAAGUUAGUACUCUACUAGUAUAUAGGUUCAACUUUGUAUAGCGCUUGUACAUGCUGUAUGCAACUUCACAAUACUCUAGGUCAAAAUUUUUAUAUUGUAUCUGCUUCUACCUCAUUUUUAUAAAAUUGAAAUCACAAUUUUCAGAGCAACAGAAAUUCUUUUUUUGAUUUUGUAAACAAGUGCAUUGAUGUACAGUCAUGCUCAUAACCAUAAACUGAUAAAGUCUGGUUUGGGGUUUCAUCCUUUUGUGAUUGUAUAAAAGAUAAACGAUCUUCUGUUCUGUAAAACUUGUCAAAAUGAACUUUGUCUGGACUGAUCAAAAUGGAUCAUAUGGCAUUUGCAAUAUGUUUCGAUGAUAGUAGAGUCCAUAGUUUACUUAAAAAUUAUACUUAAAAAAACUUCAGGCUGUCAACUUACACAAAUUUUUCUGUAUAUUGAUGAUUUAGAACUGGCUGAUGCUCUGUAAAUGAUGCUCCAUUUUUGAUAAUUUGGAAAAAAUUGUCUUAAGAAGUUUUAGUUGAAUCCUUAUGGUUCCGGGGUUGGUCUGGGCUGAAGUAGCCUAUGAUAUGAUGGAAACAUCUAUACUUUGUAUUAUAGGCCUAGCCUAUUUUAUACACUUUUCUUGUUUGUAUAUUAUAGCCUAUGCAUGGUUUAUUUAUCAUAACAUUAUUCUACAAACUGUACAUGGUACAUUGUUAUAUUUACGUGUGAUAUUAUUUAUCUGUUUUCAUCUUCUCUCAAAAAUUCUCAUGGUGGUGAUAUAAAGUAUGUAAUCUUGUGUUUUACUAAAAGUGAUUUAUCCAUAUUUUUUCAAAGAACUGAUUUUGAUUUCAGCCAUCUUGUAAUACAAGAA